This is a messenger RNA of Paramecium tetraurelia, 1404 nucleotides long. RefSeq lists its product as uncharacterized. Lineage: Eukaryota; Ciliophora; Oligohymenophorea; Peniculida; Parameciidae. The transcript is spliced from 3 exons. The record is from RefSeq and is a predicted model, not a curated record.
AUGGAUUCAAGUUUUUACCAGCCUUACUAAUUGAAGAGAAACAGUAUAAGGAAUUACUUACUUUUUUCGGAUCAACUUGAUUAUCAGUAUGACUGUUUAGAAUUGGAAAAUGAUUAAUGGGCAAGCACAUCAAUUAUGAAAGGCUUUCCAUAAUAUAUUAAAAUAAGAAUUCAAGAUUAUUUUCCCUUGAAAAUAUUUUUCAAUGUAGGGGCUUUUAAAUGCAAUAUAUAUUUUUCAUUUUUAACCUCUUAGCCUUCCCAAAAGAAUCAUCAGAAACAUGUUGUUAUAAAAUAAUAAAAAAUAAUUGUAAUUAAGAAACCAGAAGAACAUAAGAAUUAUUUAUUUUUCUCUCUCUUAUCAGAUUAUAGUACUUCAAUCAAACUUAAAGCAUGGUUUUAAACAUCCCAAUAUGACAGGAGUUAUUUUCUGUGUUACGAUGGAAGGGAAUAACUAAGAAUGCGAAGUGGUUCUUAAAAUAACAAUAAUACAGAAGAUGAAUCCUUUAAUACAAACAAAAAUAUUUCCUUUAAUAUGUAAAGUGUUGGAAAAUCUCUAAUUAAUGAAAGUGUCCCUCCAAUUAGAGUAUUUAGUGAUAAUCGUAGAAUCAAUUCGGUAAAACAAAGAUGUGAUUAGGUUUCAUUAAAAAAUAAAAUACUAUUAGCUUAACAGAAAAAACUUUAAUUAUUAUCUUAAAAUGUAAUUUAAAAAUACCAAAGAAUGUUAGUACAAUCUUAUAAAUAAUUAAAUCAAUAAAGAAUGAUGAAAAAAUACAUAAAUUAAUGGAUAAUUGUUCUAAAUUUUUUAAAGUAUAUUGAUACCCUCUAUGCUCAUUUUAAAAUUAAUAAAAUAUUAAGAUGCAUGAAUAAUUCUCCAAAACAUUAUGCACAAAGAUGGAAAUACGUUCAUGAAAAAACCACCUCUCUCAAUUUGAGAGUUUUAAUGCAAGCCAAUCUAACUCUAUCGAUCUUCUCAAACAAAUUAUCUGACAAAAUUUCAAGAUAAAUAUCGGAUCUUAUCUUGAUAACUCUAAAUGAUACAUUUUUCAUAAAAACGCAAGCAUAAUUAUAGCAAUCUUUUAUGAAUUUUUACCUAAAAGUUAGACAAAUUUAAUAGUUUUAUAUUGCACAGAGAAAUAAGUUCUAUCUUUAGAUGGAACAAAUGAUUUAAAAUAUCAGAUAACGAUCCCCAUAAAUUCUUAUAUCUAAACAAAGAAUGAAGAGAAUUAUCUUCUUGUUUUACGAAAAGUUGUGUGCAAAACAUAAAGUAGAAUAUAAAAGGUUUUUGGAGUUGGAAGUACCUAAUGUUAUAAUCCUAACGUCAGUGUUCGUAAUAUUUUCAAAACCAAAAUUGAAUAUUAUGAAAAAUGAAGCAUUAUUGCUCUAAAUUAUUUAACAAACCGAAUGA